AUGAAGCGCGGUGACCGUUCCCGUUUGCUGGCUCUCCCGGACGAGCUUCUCGAGUGCAUCCUCAGCACCGUCACCCACCCAACCGACCGCUGCAACGUCGCGCUCGUCUGCUCGCACCUCCGCCGCAUCUCGCGCCGCACGCCGCACUCGCUCCUCGUCCACUUCAAGCCUCAUCACCACCGGCACUCCAACGUUGAGGAUUGGUCGGGCGAGCUCGACGUGCAAUCGAGGGCAUUUCCCCGCGUUACCAGUCUGAAAGUGCGCGUCGCGACGACUCUGCAGGACUCCCUGCUCGCGGAUAUUGGCGCAACGUGCGGGCAGCUGAAAGAGUUACGACUGUUUGCGGUGGAUUGGGGAAGGUUCGAAGCCACUGAUAGUGGUUGGAAGUCGCUUGCUCGGCAAUGCCCUUCAAAACCCCUCUCAGCCGUGCUUCGUCUGUCGUCCCGUAAGCUUCAGACGCUCACGCUUGCGGGUCUGCUGUCGUUCCGCUCGGGUAUGCUUGCGGGGUGCAGCAGCCUUGAGUCGCUCACGCUCGAACGAGCAGAGGGGUCGCUGGAAGGGCUGCUCGCCAUGCUCGUCCGGGUGGACGAGGCGGAAGGCGGUGCGGAAUCGCCUUACGGUGCGGAUGCGGGUGCAAGUGCAGCAGCGGAGGGGAGCGGCGGCAGGAGGCGGAGAAGCUUCGUCGAUAUCUGCGCAGCAGCAGCAGCGACCCACGCGGACGCCGCCUCAUCAUGGAAGGACGUGCGCGCGCUGCGCGCACUGGCUGCGGGGUCCGCGCGCUAUGCUCAGUCUGAAGCGGAGCGGGCACAUGAGUAUGAGGCUGUAAGCUUGACAUACGCCUUAUUUGCGGUCACGAAAGCCAUUGCGGCCUGCAAGGCCGUGUCUGAUGGGACGUGCGACGCGCGCGCAGAGGCAGAGAAGGCACGAGCUAUGGCACGGCUAGCUGCUGUUGCUGCCGGCGCCUCGGGGCUUUUCACCGGAGAGGAGGACGAAGAGGAGGAUGAUGGGGAAGUAGGAGACGCAGCGCUGUUCACUUACGAGCAGUAUUGUGCUCUGGCAACUCCAAAUGCGGUUCAAAACGGUGUGGAGGAGUCUGAGGCAGUUGACAGUGUGCCCAUAUCGCCACGUGAGGAGCUGCUUGCGGAGCUGAAUACUCGUUCAGAGCAGCUGCGCGUACGUCUCUCGGCCAUGCAUGAGACCGCUAAGACGCUGCUCAUGCGGGAGAAUCUUGGGGACCCAGCAGAAGGGCCGCCAGCAGCAGCGGUUGAGGCGGCAGCGGUGCAAGAGGAGGGAGUGCAAGCGGAGGGAAGAUUAGGAGAGUCAUGCAACAGUUCAGCAGUAGCUAAGGCGUGUCAAGGAUAUGAAAAGGCAACGCCAGUGGAAGUGAUCUGCCCUUGCCUGGCCUCCCUGGUGCUGAAAAACAUCCAGUUUAUUCCUGCUUUUGACCCUGCUUGCCUGCCUGGAUAUCUUCCCUCUACCUCCCCACCUCUGGUGUAA
Molecule: messenger RNA, 1497 nt
Organism: Closterium sp. Yama58-4
Lineage: Eukaryota; Viridiplantae; Streptophyta; Zygnematophyceae; Desmidiales; Closteriaceae
Source: the annotation of a GenBank genome assembly